AUGCCUACUCCACGGGAAGACGACUACUCGGACCGCAGACGGCGGCGGUCACCCGACUCUCGAAGCCCUGAUCGCGACCGCGACCGGCGGCGACGCCGCGACGACGAUUAUGACAGCAGCUCACGCAGACACCAUCGCAGCUCCCGAAAAGACAGUCCCAGACGGGGGUCAUCGCGCAGUCCCUCCAGCCGGACAAGCCAUCGGAAAGAAUAUGAGCGCCGCCACCCCGAACGCUCUGAGCGAGGAGAGGACCUAGACGACGACCGACGAAGACGUAGACACCGCUCACCGGAAGAACGAGAACGCUCACAUCGCAGACAUCGUGAUCGCGAACACAGUCACAAAGAGAGACCCUCGCGGAGGCAUCGGAGUUAUUCAAGGUCACGGUCACCGGACAGACGAUCUGGAACGCCGUCUUCGCGCGCCCCGGCUCGCUCAAAGGCACCGCUGCCCUCUCAACAAGACGCAUACAAGAAUGAAGCUUCGGGCGAGGGUAGCGCCCCGCCGCCAGAGAAGGAGAAGCCCAAUUUCGGAAAUACAGGGCGUCUAGCCGCCGAGAGCAACACGGUUGAUGUCAACGGCGACGCAGUCGUACUUAAAUACCAUGAACCAGCGGAAGCGCGAAAGCCACCGCCGAAGGAGUCCUGGCGGCUCUACGUCUUCAAGGGCAAGGACCUGCUGGAAAUGGUAGAACUGAAUGAGCGGAGUUGCUGGCUUAUCGGGCGCGAGCGACUGGUUGUGGACUUUCCGCUUGACCACCCGAGUUGUUCAAAGCAGCAUGCGGCUAUCCAGUUCCGGCAUGUCGAGAAAAGGAACGAGUUUGGGGAUCGCAUUGGCAAGGUCAAGCCGUACGCGAUUGAUCUGGAGAGCGCCAAUGGCUCAAAAGUUAACGGGGAUGUGAUCCCUGGCGGACGAUACAUCGAACUGCGGGAUAAGGAUAUGCUGCAGUUUGGAAACAGUUCUCGCGAAUACGUCCUUAUGCUCACGCAGCCUGGUUAA
Aspergillus puulaauensis is the source of this 999-nucleotide messenger RNA. RefSeq names its product putative FHA domain protein SNIP1. The transcript has a single exon. The record is from RefSeq and is a predicted model, not a curated record. NCBI's taxonomy places the organism in Eukaryota, Fungi, Ascomycota, Eurotiomycetes, Eurotiales, Aspergillaceae. Gene Ontology annotation, molecular function: protein binding; mRNA binding. The coding region runs from base 1 to 999 and encodes 332 amino acids. Gene Ontology annotation, cellular component: nucleus. Gene Ontology annotation, biological process: maintenance of RNA location; mRNA splicing, via spliceosome.